GCACGAUUGCUUCCCACCAAAUUCUCGAGUAACAAAAUUAAACAAAUUAGAAUCUUCGACGCUUCGUAACCUUUCCUACUAUCUCCGAAUGGCGCGUACCAAGCAGACUGCACGGAAGUCGACUGGAGGAAAGGCUCCAAGGAAGCAGCUAGCGACUAAGGCGGCUCGGAAGUCGGCUCCGGCCACAGGAGGAGUCAAGAAGCCACAUAGGUUUAGGCCCGGAACGGUGGCUCUGAGAGAGAUCAGGAAGUACCAGAAGAGCACCGAAUUGCUGAUCCGAAAGCUCCCGUUCCAGAGGCUGGUUAGAGAGAUCGCUCAGGACUUCAAGACCGAUCUGCGCUUCCAGAGCAGCGCCGUUGCAGCUCUACAGGAGGCGGCCGAGGCCUACCUUGUGGGACUGUUCGAGGAUACCAAUCUGUGCGCAAUUCACGCCAAGAGGGUCACCAUCAUGCCCAAGGAUAUCCAGCUUGCUCGUAGGAUUAGGGGCGAGAGGGCUUAAUUCGGGAUUGAUAAUUGUUCGGCUUAUAAUUAGCGGGGAAAAGAAGCUUUAGCAGUAGAUCUGGUUUUCCAGCGUUGUCUUUCUUAUCCAAGUUUAUUAUCUCUAGAUCAAUGUAAUUAUAUGUAAUCCAUUUCCUCCUUGACCAUCUAUCUACGGAUAUGUGUAACUGGUUUGGAUUCGAAUCUCUGGAAAUCGAAUGUUAUUUUUGUUUUUAUA
Messenger RNA from Juglans regia (Persian walnut), 715 nucleotides. RefSeq names its product histone H3.2. Lineage: Eukaryota; Viridiplantae; Streptophyta; Magnoliopsida; Fagales; Juglandaceae. The transcript has a single exon. Bases 89 to 499 code for a protein of 136 amino acids. Gene Ontology annotation, cellular component: nucleosome. Gene Ontology annotation, molecular function: DNA binding; structural constituent of chromatin; protein heterodimerization activity. The record is from RefSeq and is a predicted model, not a curated record.